Molecule: messenger RNA, 1540 nt
Organism: Theobroma umbraticum
Lineage: Eukaryota; Viridiplantae; Streptophyta; Magnoliopsida; Malvales; Malvaceae
Product: Glycosyl hydrolase superfamily protein
Biological process (GO): carbohydrate metabolic process
Cellular component (GO): endomembrane system
Molecular function (GO): chitin binding; oligosaccharide binding
Source: RefSeq, a predicted model, not a curated record
ACUUGGACUGGAAACGAGAGAGAGAGAGAGAAAUGGCGAGGAGGCGGGAGCGCCGAGUGGAGCAGAGUCAGGACCGGCGUAAAGAGCGAGUCGGAACGGCAACUCGAGAAGACAAAUUCAGCGACUCAGAUGCUUCGGAUUGUAAGCUUAUCGGUAUAUUCGUAGUCUUCUUCAUCGUAAUUCCAGCCAUAUCUGUACUCGUAUACAGCAUCAAAUACGGUUCAGGUACGAAACGUUUCGAACCGGUCGUAACUGAACGAGGACUUAUCAAAACCGACAUUAGUUACCAAGAGAUCCUCGCUGAGAAUUUGAAGAUACCAGAAAAUGCGUCGCAACGGCAUUAUGAUUAUCCCGUGUUGGCUUACAUUACCCCAUGGAAUUCGAGGGGCUAUGAAAUGGCAAACAGGUUUAAUUCUAAGUUUACUCACUUAUCACCUGUUUGGUAUGAUUUGAAAAGCCAAGGAAGCAGCUUAGUUAUGGAUGGGAGACAUAAUGCUGAUAAAGGAUGGUUGUCAGAGCUUAGAAUGAAAGGAGAUGCUUUGGUAUUACCUAGAGUAGUUCUGGAAGCAUUUCCUACGAAGCUGCUUAAAAAGAAGAAACAGAGGGAUAAAGCUAUUGAUCUCAUAGUAACAGAGUGCAAAGAAAUGGACUAUGAUGGUAUUGUGCUAGAGUCUUGGUCAAGAUGGGCUGCAUAUGGUGUCUUGCAUGAUCCAGACAUGAGGAAUAUGGCGCUCAAGUUUAUAAAACAACUUGGACAUGCACUGCAUUCUGUGAGAUCAACAAGGAAUCCUGAGCAAAAAUUGCAGUUGGUGUAUGUUAUAGGCCCACCACAUUCAGAGAAGCUCCAGCAACAUGAUUUUGGACCAGAAGAUCUUCGGAGCUUGAGUGAUGCUGUGGAUGGUUUCUCACUUAUGACCUAUGACUUCUCAGGUCCUAACAAUCCAGGUCCAAAUGCACCUCUUCAAUGGAUACGCUUUACCUUGCAGUUGCUUCUUGGCCCCCCUGGUAACAACACUCAGAACCUGGCUCCAAAGAUAUUUCUUGGCAUCAACUUUUAUGGAAAUGAUUUCAUCCUUUCAGGAGGUUCUGGUGGUGCAGCUGUUGUUGGUAGGGAUUACCUCUCAUUGUUGGAGAAGCACAGGCCCCUAAUACAAUGGGAAAAGAACAGCGGAGAGCAUUUUUUCGUUUAUUCUGAUGAAAACAACGUCAGACAUGCAGUGUUCUACCCAUCGUUGAUGUCAAUUUACUUGCGGCUAGAGGAAGCGCGGUCAUGGGGAACUGGCAUUUCAAUAUGGGAAAUUGGGCAAGGCUUGGAUUAUUUUUUUGGUCUUCUGUAACCAUUCCAAUUUUGUUCUUUUUAGGCAAUGCAACUUAAGUUUGGGGUUUUCCCCUUAUUCAUCUGUCUUUUCUAAUGGAAGAAAUUCAGUUAGAUACCGUAUGCCAAGGAGUCCUAUAAGAUCUGAGCUGAAAUCAGAUUUCCACGAUGUAUAUGUCUCUCCUGAUCUCCUUGUCUUUGCAAUAUGUCUUUUUGCACCGUCCA